AUGGCCGAAGAAGGAGGUUGGAUCAGUGUUAGACUUUUUCAAUUUAGAGAUUCGAAAUUUGUCCUUGGCCUGUUAGAGCCGCAGAUGAGAGUGCCAAGACCUACAGGCCGAUGA
This is a messenger RNA of Tuber melanosporum (Perigord truffle), 114 nucleotides long. RefSeq lists its product as uncharacterized. The record is from RefSeq and is a predicted model, not a curated record. NCBI's taxonomy places the organism in Eukaryota, Fungi, Ascomycota, Pezizomycetes, Pezizales, Tuberaceae. The coding region runs from base 1 to 114 and encodes 37 amino acids. The transcript has a single exon.